AGAUCCUGAGGAACCAGCCGGCCAGAUUUAAGAGCUACGCUGAGCUGACCAUCAUGAAGAUUCUGGAAGCUCACAAGGAUGUACAGAAAGAGGUUGUCCGUGCUGCAGAGGAGACCUGCAGUACAGCUGCCAACUCCCUGCAGGCGGAGCAGUGUGUCCGUGUCCUGUGUCCCAUCGUGCAGACGGCAGAGUAUCCCAUCAACCUCGCGGCUAUCAAGAUGCUGACAAAGGUUAGAUGUUCAAUACAAAAGUUCCUCAAACAAUUGGAUAGCUAUUGUGAGGCUCAGACAUCAAUGAAGCUGCUGAACCUGUACAUCAAGAGAGCAGAGGGCGGAUCCGCCAGCGCGGCUUCAUAG
Molecule: messenger RNA, 356 nt
Organism: Branchiostoma floridae (Florida lancelet)
Lineage: Eukaryota; Metazoa; Chordata; Leptocardii; Amphioxiformes; Branchiostomatidae
Product: CLIP-associating protein 2-like
Exons: 3
Coding region: 54-356 (100 amino acids)
Source: RefSeq, a predicted model, not a curated record